Molecule: messenger RNA, 1612 nt
Organism: Ceraceosorus bombacis
Lineage: Eukaryota; Fungi; Basidiomycota; Exobasidiomycetes; Ceraceosorales; Ceraceosoraceae
Source: the annotation of a GenBank genome assembly
AUGGAUUUAUUGCAGUCAGUAGACCCCACCUCGGGUCAGCAAGGCGAUCCCUUCCGGCCCUCCUUCUUCGAAUUGAUAGCUCAAGAUCAGCUCAGGGAUCUACUCAAACCAGCUCUCAGGUAUGUCCUGGCAGUCCUUGCGCAGAGAAAUCCCAGGUACUUGAUAAGGGUCGCCAACCGCUUCGAUGAGGUGUAUGCGCUCGCCAUGUUCGCUGUGGAACGGCAUUACCUGACCACGUGGGGUGAGUUGAGAAAGUAAUCGGCGAUGGAUGGCUGUGUCGUCCAGUGUCAGUACAUCGCUAACCGCUGCUGACCCCUCCUCUCCUCUGUCAGGCUCUUCGUUCGCCGAAAACUUCUACGGCUUGCGCAGAAGGAGGAGACCAGGUCUGUCAUCUUCUCGCAGCAAAGCUUUCAGCACAGGUAGUACGCGCACUUCCCUGGCACGCUACGAAAAGCUCAGGUCGAGGGAGAUCAAUCUGAGUCUGUUCUUGCUAGUGGGCGCACCGUGGAUCAAAUCAAAGCUGCAUGACUACUGGGAAAGUAUCGGAGGUGGCGCUCCCGAAGGCGGGCUGUUCGAUGAUGAGGAUGAGCAAGGAGAAAGCGGUGGCGCCGCCAGACGGUUUGCUGGAUUAGUGAGUCGAAUACAUGCGCCUCUCGAUGCAGCGCGCGGCAGUCCAUGCCCGCGUUCCUUUCCUGAUACUUUCACUUCGCCCAAAACGCUCAGGCACAAACGAGCCGUACAGAACAAUUGAGAGAAUUGUUUCGCAAGUGCUUCAGAAGUGGCUAUCCUUACGUCGGAGCAGGGUAUCAGCUUUGGCUCUUAUCGUACAACGUGGCCUACCUGUUCGACAGGACACCAUACUGGAGGCCCUGGUUGCAAGCGAUGCGUGUUGACGUCCGGAGAGUCAGCGCAGAGGACUAUGUGAGCUCGAUGUGCUGUUUGAGCCUGUGCCGCCCGUUGGGCUUGCUGACGUUGCUUAUCAUCUUCACGUUCCAUCCACCUGGCGCAGCCUGCUUCCCCACCCCUGCUACCGCCGGAUAUGCCAAACCCGCUACGAUCACCCAUCUCAUUCGCUUUAGCCUUGUUGCGCGCGUCACCUUUCAUCUUUUUUGAAGCGCUCAAGUAUGCUCUCCCCGCUUCCAUCUUCUUCUUCAAAUUCCUCGAGUGGUGGUACUCGGCGGACAAUCCACGUCGGAGACGAGGCGGCUCGCGAGGAGGAGGAGGAGGAGCCGCCAAUGGGGGGCCAGCGGGAGCAGAUGGAGACUUACCGUUGUUCCCUGGCCCGAAGCCUCUCUUGCCACACCCUCAAGGCUGUCUGUACAAACGCGACCCAGCGUUCAAGCAGCCCCUUAUCUCCACCACCCGAGCGGCACCUACACGCAAGGUCGACAAGGACGGUCGGGCGGUUCUCAAAGAGACCAAGGAUGUCCUGCUGCACAACGCCUGCCCUCUUUGUGGAAGCACGCCCAUCAACAAUCCCUGCGUGCUGCCCACCGGCUACGCCCUCUGCUACACCUGCGCUCAUGGCUAUGUCGAUGAGCACUCAAGAUGUCCCGUCACUCUCGUCGAGAUUUCUGGCGGCACGGCUGAUCUCAGGAGGGUCCUCGGCUGA